AUGCCAGCCAAGUACAAGACCGAAGCACAACGCCGCGAGGCUCGGUUACUAUCCAAGCGAAGAUGUUAUGAAAGGCACAAGCUUGAUGAACGCUUGAAGUCCCGAACUCGUUGGCGUAAACACAUUGGAGCUACAGUGGUCACACAACAACUUUUGCACCAGCUCGAUAACAUAUGGCUUGACCUAGGUUAUCGUCCCGGACCUUCUCAAUACGCUACCAUCCUGCGAGGGAAUGGUGUCAGACGCCCAACAACUUCUUUGCAAAGCUCGCGAAGCGCUGCAGCUGCCGUGGAUGCGGUUGAGUUGGAUUAUGAUACAUGGGAGGAAGCCUUGUCUUUGAUGGACAAUAGUGUAGAGACUUACUUCGAUCUUCUCAACUAUGGUGCUCGCCGCUUCUUUUCAACUUCUUCAACCAACCACCACCACACCGUUACACCUCUGCAGCUAAAAUCAUGCCUGCGUCCUCUUAUUGAUAAGGUACUUGAGGCUAAACUGCAAGAAGGUCGUGAUAAACGCAGACGCUAUUAUGCAAAAGAUAUAAUCCUAAGACGGCGAAGGGAGUUUCGUGUUGAAAAGAACACGGGGCAGCCAUCGGAGCUCGAGAAAGCCAUUGCAAGAGCUCUGCAUGGAUACGACUCGGAUGAAGAUGGUGAUGAGCCGGAGACAGGCAAUUUCAGCGACAUUGAGGAGAACGAUGACCCACCAUCGGAUCUUACAGGAUGUCUGCUCACCCUCAAGGUGAUCAAAGACGAAAUGGUGUCUUUGAUCACUGAACCCUGUGCAUUUGCUGAGGGUGUCUUACUUCAAUUUGUCAACAGCAUCGCAUACACAGACGACCGUGCCGAUAAUGGUGAUAAAACCAUUGUCACCAAUAUGACAGCCACAGUCCAAGGCUUGCUCAACCGCUCCAUCAUUGUUCAAGAUCAAAUCCUUACUUUUUGCGGUGUCUCAGCUGAGUUUCGUGCUGCUGACACAGUCACUCGUUACCUCAGUACCACCCUUGCAUACUUGGAGGAUAUCGAGUUUUUCUUCGACGUAGAGGGAGUUUCGGAGCUGUGUGUUGCUCACUCGAUGGGCGAGUUGAUGUACCAGAAGCGUCUUCGUGUUUGA
This is a messenger RNA of Suillus subalutaceus, 1110 nucleotides long. RefSeq lists its product as uncharacterized. The record is from RefSeq and is a predicted model, not a curated record. The coding region runs from base 1 to 1110 and encodes 369 amino acids. The transcript has 8 exons. NCBI's taxonomy places the organism in Eukaryota, Fungi, Basidiomycota, Agaricomycetes, Boletales, Suillaceae.